This is a messenger RNA of Laetiporus sulphureus 93-53, 267 nucleotides long. RefSeq lists its product as uncharacterized. The transcript is spliced from 3 exons. Lineage: Eukaryota; Fungi; Basidiomycota; Agaricomycetes; Polyporales; Laetiporaceae. Bases 1 to 267 code for a protein of 88 amino acids. The record is from RefSeq and is a predicted model, not a curated record.
AUGUCGAAGGUUGAACCCGAUGACCCUCGACCUCCGUGGUUGUUCAGGUUUAGCAGGACGGCCAACUGGAUGCUCAUCCCAACGGUGAUUGUGUACUCGGUGUUCUUCGGGGACUUUGGGGAGCAAGAACACGUCUUUUCGCCCCCGAGGAGGUGGCUGGAACGCCAGAAAGCAGCCUUCUUCUCCCUUUCGGACGCGGAGCGUAAGAUUGCAGGAGUAGGGGAGGCACCGAGAGAGGAGAGCACUCAAGUCCGACAAGAUCGGUAG